Nicotiana attenuata is the source of this 2317-nucleotide messenger RNA. Its product is annotated as probable serine/threonine-protein kinase At5g41260. The record is from RefSeq and is a predicted model, not a curated record. Gene Ontology annotation, biological process: brassinosteroid mediated signaling pathway; protein phosphorylation. Bases 495 to 1970 code for a protein of 491 amino acids. Gene Ontology annotation, molecular function: protein binding; protein kinase activity; ATP binding. NCBI's taxonomy places the organism in Eukaryota, Viridiplantae, Streptophyta, Magnoliopsida, Solanales, Solanaceae. The transcript has 10 exons.
GCUAGUAAAUUUCUUUUGGGAAAGGGAGUUGGAAGAGAAAUCAAAGAGUGGAACAGUAGAAGCACAAAAGAGGAAUGAUGAGGAAGUUGAAACGCAGCUAAAAAGCAGAAAAGUUAGACCAAAAAAGCAGACACGUUGAGAAAGUGAUUACAUUUAUAAAUCUAGAAAAGGUCAUUCUCUUUUACAAAAGCACAAACACGUCUUCCUCUGAAAAUUUAGACGCAUGAAAAUCACUGCUUCUUCAUCAUUCAACCAUAUAUACAAAGGACCAAACAAACAGAAUUUGCAUAGCUAAACAAAAUAUCUUUUCUUUGUAUACCCACAUAGUAAUUAUCUUUGUCCCCAAGAAAGAGCUACUAUAUACAAGAAAAAAAGACAUUUUUUUUUUCUGUCUACAUUUCCCCCCCUUGUGUUCUGCUAAUGCUUGAAGAGGGUCUAAAGUUUUUUGUUCAAGAAAUCUCAUAGAAUUUGCUGUUUUCAUAUUGCACUGUCUAAUGGGUGUUCCCUGUUCCAAAUUCCUUUUCUGCUGCGGCCAUUCCCAGCUCAAGCCAUCUCUGCACGAUCUUUCUGAUCUGGAGAAUGGAGGGGAAAAUGAGAAAAACGCGUUACCGAGUUUUACUGAAUUUAGUCUAGACGUGCUGAUGAUUGCAACUGAUGGAUUUUCUGCGGAUAAUAUAGUGUCUGAGCAUGGUGAGAAAGCCCCAAAUGUUGUUUAUAAAGGCCUGCUCCAGAAUGGUCACUGUAUUGCUGUUAAACGCUUCAAUAGGUCUGCUUGGCCUGAUUCUCGCCAGUUCUUGGAUGAGGCUAAGGCGGUGGGGAAUCUGAGAAGUGAGAGACUGGCAAAUCUACUUGGAUGUUGCUGCGAAGGGGAUCAAAGGUUGCUCGUAGCAGAGUUCAUGCCAAAUGAUACCCUAGCAAAACAUUUAUUUCACUGGGAGAGCGAACCUAUGAAAUGGGCGAUGAGGUUGAGGGUCGCUUUUUACUUAGCUCAAGCUUUGGAAUACUGCUGCAGUAAGGGUCGAGCAAUAUAUCAUGAUCUUAAUGCUUACAGAAUCUUAUUUGAUCAGGAUGGUGAUCCUAGGCUCUCUUGCUUUGGCCUGAUGAAGAACAGUAGAGAUGGAAAAAGUUAUAGUACAAACUUGGCUUUCACUCCUCCAGAGUACAUGAGAACAGGAAGAGUGACAGCUGAAAGUGUAGUUUACAGUUUCGGAACAAUGUUGUUAGAUCUUUUGAGUGGAAAACACAUACCUCCGAGCCAUGCACUUGAUCUAAUUCGGGUGAAGAAUUUCUCGACACUAAUGGAUUCUUGUUUGGAGGGUCAUAUUUCUAAUGACGACGGAACCGAGCUUGUGCGGUUAGCCACCCGUUGUUUACAGUAUGAAGCACGUGAGAGGCCAAAUGCAAAAUCUCUGGUUAAUUCUCUCAUAACUAUUCAGAAAGAAACAGAGGUGCCAUCACAUGUUUUACUGGGCAUUAGACAUGGAACUGCAACCCCACCCCAACCAUUGCUGUUGACAACAACAGGGGAAGCAUGUUUGAGAAUAGAUCUUACUGCCCUUCAUGAGAUAUUGCAAAAGACAGGGUACAAGGAUGAUGAAGGAAUUGCCAAUGAGCUUUCUUUCCAAAUGUGGACAAAUCAGAUGCAGGAAACCUUGAACUCUAAGCAGCAAGGAGAUGCUGCUUUCCGAGCCAAGGAUUCUAUAACUGCCAUUGAGUGCUAUACACAGUUCAACGAUGGAGGGACCAUGGUGUCACCAACCAUAUACGCCAGGCGAUGCUUGUGUUAUCUAAUGAGCGACAUGGCACAAGAGGCUCUAGGGGAUGCAAUGCAAGCUCAGGUUAUAUCUCCUGAGUGGCCAACUGCAUUUUACCUUCAGUCUGUUGCCCUUUUUAGCCUUGGCAUGGAGAAUGAUGCCCAAGAAGCACUUAAACAAGCUACAAAGUUGGAAGCAAAAAGGAACAAAAAUUAAAACAAAACAUGUGUAUAUUUGCAUUUCUUGAUUUUUCCUGUCUCAAGUUUCUUGUAUUUAUGUCAAUAGUUAAUUUUAUACAUCCCUUUUUUGAUUUUGUGUUCACAUCCUGUCAAGGCAUUGGAGAAUUAUUUAUUGUCCUUUGAUGCCACCUUUUGUUCUUGAUUUUGUGCUCACAUCUGAUGCACCUUUCCUUAUGUUGAGGGUCUAUCUGAAAUAAACUCUCUACCUUCACAAAGUACGGGUAAGGUCUGUCUAUACACUACUCUCCUCAAACUCCACUUGUGAGAUUUUAUUGAAUUUCUCGUUGUUGUUGUUUAAUGGAAAUGGAAUCUCAACUUGCUUGA